ACGGCAGCUGAGCAGAGCAAAUGUCGGUUGUAUGCUGCUCUUCCGCCACUGGCCCAGUUCAAAGAGUUUGCGGAGGUGGAUGCAAGCACAUCUAGCGACUAGCGAGACUCUCUCUCUGGCUAAACGAAAACCACCUCUUUAUUUUUUUCGGUAUUAUUGAUUGUGUGCCGUGCCGCAGCCUCCGCCGAGAUGAAUCCCUGCCAUGUGUGCCAAGAGCCCACAAAGAACAAGUGCUCCAACUGCAACCUGGUGUCCUACUGCAGCGUCCAGCAUCAGAAGCAGGACUGGAAAACGCACAAGCCCAGCUGCCAUCCAUUCAAGAUCGCCCACAAUGAACAGCUGGGCCGGCAUCUGGUGGCCACACGCACCAUCAAACCGUACGAGAUCAUCCUAAAGGAGGCUCCUCUGAUGCGUGGACCUUCUCAGAUUUCGGCACCCGUUUGCCUGGGCUGUCUCAACAGCAUCGAGGCAGAUGAUCACAUUGACUGCUCGGAGUGCGGCUGGCCAUUGUGCGGCCCGGAGUGCAAGUCCCUGGAUGAGCACAAGGCCGAGUGCGGCCUGACCAAGGAUCGGGGUGACAAGGUCAAUGUGACUGAGUUCAAUGGGCCUCAUCCGCUCUACACUUGCCUGAGCACCGUGCGAUGUCUGCUUAUUGGCGAGACGAGUCCGGAGAAGGCAAGCAAGUUCCAGGAGCUGGAGUCGCUGGAGUCCACCAGAAGGGGCUCCAAUCAAUGGAAGGCGGAUCUGACCAGCAUCGGGCAGUUUAUACCAAAAUUCUUCAAGACCCAGAAAUUCAGCGAGGAGGAGAUCAUGCGAGCUGUAGGUGCCCUGCAGAUCAAUGGCCACGAAGUGCCCAUAUCAGAUCCACCUCAUGUGGCUGUCUUUUACACUGCCUCCUUUGUGGAGAACUCCUGCCUACCCAAUCUGGCCAAGAGCUUCAACAAAAACGGUCACUGCAUCCUGUGGGCACCGCGAGAGAUCAAGAAGAAUGCUCACCUUAGCAUUUGCUAUUCGGAUGCAGUGUGGGGCACUGCCGAUCGCCAGCGCCAUCUGAUGCAGACGAAGCUCUUCAAGUGCGCUUGCGUGAGAUGUGUGGAUGUGACCGAGCUGGACACCCUUUACAGUGCCAUCAAGUGCGAGGAUCGCAAGUGUGGUGGUCUAAUGCUGCCCAUCAAGGAUGAUGACUGGAACGGCAGUUGGCGCUGCCGUGAGUGCCACAAGCAGGUGCAGAAGCACUAUGUGGAGCGCAUUUUGGAGCGAGCUGGCCAGGAUAUCCACAGCAUGGAAAAGAAUGUUGAAAGUGGUUUAAAAUACCUCAAGCACUAUGAAAAGUGGCUGCCGCCGCAGCAUUACCACAUGAGUGAGAUCAAGAUCCUGCUGGUCCAACUACUGGCCAAGGAUCAGCAAGAGCUAAUGGUGAUCCCAGACGACCGUCUUCUAUUGAAACUACAAUUUGCUCGCGAGCUCAUCGAGUUGUACGAGAUAAUAGCGCCGUGUGAAGUUCGCAUGCUCGGCACGCUUUGCUUCGAGCUGCACUCGGCUAUUGCCGAGCAGACACGUCGCGUGGCCCUGGAAACGAGCCUGUCGCCCAAGGACCGCCUGGAGGAGUCCCUUUUCUAUGUGGACAAGUGCGUCAACUAUCUGCAGUACGAGUCGGACAUCUUUGUCGAGGGUCACAUGCUCAAGCAGGCCAAGAUUAACCGCGAUGCCCUGCGCAUGGUCACUAGGAUCUCCUAAGUAAUCAUAAGCCUGUAUUGAAAUUACCAAUAAAUUGCCUUAACUGGA
Messenger RNA from Drosophila kikkawai, 1785 nucleotides. It is a transcript of the gene SmydA-1, whose product is annotated as SET and MYND domain containing, arthropod-specific, member 1. The record is from RefSeq and is a predicted model, not a curated record. Lineage: Eukaryota; Metazoa; Arthropoda; Insecta; Diptera; Drosophilidae.